GAGACGGGCAGGGAGCGCGGGGAGCCGGGCGCUGGGCCGGCCCAAGGGCGCCCUCGCUUCGGAGCCUGGCGUGGGGGCCGGGGCGGAGGCCGGCGGGCCGCUAGCGCGGAGAAGUUUGGCGGCCGAGGGGCGGCGUUCCGGGUCGCCAGGCGGCGGUGCGGGGGCCAUGCGGGCGGGGGCGGGCGCGGAGGCGGCGCGGCGCGCACCGAGUCCCCGGAGCGGCGCGGCCGCCGCGGCGCAAAGUUAGCCUGGCGCCCGGGACGAAGCCACAGCCGCCAGCCGCCCCCGGGCCCCGCUCCGGCAUGGGCGAGCACCCCAGCCCGGGCCCCGCGGUGGCCGCCGGCGCCGAGGCGGAGCGCAUCGAGGAGCUGGGACCCGAGGCCGACGAGCGGCCGCCGGCGGCGCCCGAGGACCCCUGGAAAGUCCUGUUUGAUCAGUGUGACCCUGGGAACACCGGCUACAUCAGCUCAGGCAAGUUCCGCAGCCUCCUGGAGAGCCACAGCUCCAAGCUGGACCCGCACAAAAGGGAGGUGCUCCUGGCUCUGGCCGACAGCCACACCGAUGGGCAGAUCUGCUACCAGGACUUUGUCAACCUGAUGAGCAACAAGCGGUCCAACAGCUUCCGCCAGGCCAUCCUGCAGGGGAACCGCCGGCUCUGCAGCAAGGCCCUGCUGGAGGAGAAAGGGCUGAACCUCUCCCAGCGGCUCAUCCGUCACGUGGCCUACGAGACCCUGCCCCGGGAGAUUGACCGCAAGUGGUACUACGACAGCUACACCUGCUGCCCCCCACCCUGGUUCAUGAUCACCAUCACCCUGCUGGAGGUGGCCUUUUUCCUCUACAACGGAGUGUCACUGGAUCAGUUUGUGCUGCAGGUGACCCACCCCCGGUACCUGCAGAACGCACUGGUUUACCACCCACAGCUCCGAGCACAGGCGUGGCGCUACCUGACGUACAUCUUCAUGCACGCGGGGAUAGAACACCUGGGCCUCAAUGUGGUGCUGCAGCUCCUGGUGGGGGUGCCCUUGGAGAUGGUGCAUGGAGCGACCCGCAUUGGGCUGGUCUACGUGGCUGGUGUGGUGGCAGGAUCCUUGGCGGUGUCUGUGGCUGACAUGACCGCGCCCGUCGUGGGCUCCUCUGGAGGGGUGUACGCGCUUGUCUCUGCCCAUCUGGCCAACAUCGUGAUGAACUGGUCAGGCAUGAAGUGCCAAUUCAAGCUGCUGCGGAUGGGUGUGGCCUUGAUCUGUAUGAGCAUGGAGUUCGGGCGGGCCGUGUGGCUCCGGUUCCACCCGUCGGCCUAUCCCCCGUGCCCUCACCCGAGCUUCGUGGCACACUUGGGUGGCGUGGCCGUGGGCAUCACCCUGGGCGUGGUGGUCCUGAGGAACUAUGAGCAGAGGCUGCAGGACCAGUCGCUGUGGUGGAUCUUUGUGGCCAUGUACACCAUCUUUGUGCUGUUUGCUGUCUUCUGGAAUAUCUUUGCCUACACCCUGCUGGACCUAAAGCUGCCCCCACCCCCCUGACGGCUGGAGGACCAGCGGUCGGGGAGGGGAGGGAGAAGUGGCAUCAGAAAGGAGCAUCUGGAUUCUGUUUUCUCAUCACCAGCUCAGGGAGGCCGGGAGGAGAGGACGAGAGACGCUGGGCAGACAGUGGAGGCUCUGUUCCAAAAGGCACCUGCUGGGGAAGUUGGAUUGGCUACUGUUGUUUUUCUAGACUCUUCCAAAGACAUUGGGCCAGCAAAGGCCUGGGGGGGGCUGGAGUGGCUGUCCCUUUUGGGAGGGCUGAGAGCAGCCUCAUCCUCCACCCUGCGAGACCAUAGAGCAGGGGUGGGGAACCUUCUUACUGCCAACGGCCAUUUGGGUAUUUAUAACAUCAUUUUCGGGCCACACAAAAUCAUCAACUUAAACAUCAGCCUGCUAGAUUUGGUCAAACAUUUAACUCACCUGUAAUGCCUUGGCAGGGCCAGACCAAAUGUUUUCCCAGGCCUUAUAUGGCCCUUGGGCCGGACAUUCCCCACCCCUGCCAUAGAGUGUAAGGAAGGCCUGAGGGGCCUGUAGUCAGGCAGGCCCUUGUCCAGCCCAGAGAUAAUGGCGGGCCAGGAAGUGCCCCCUCUGGAGCUCUGGGAGUGGGAGAGGGCCUGGUGCCAGACAUGCGUACCAGGCCCUGGGAGCCCCCGGUGCCUUCCUGUGCCUGUUGGUGUGGCCUCUAACACCUGCAGGGGGCAGAGGAGGGAGCUUCUGUAACUCCCUGCCCUUGCCACGGGGUACCCAGCAAGAGGGAAUUCAUCCCACAUUCCCCCUUGGGGAAGGCCCUGCUUUGGAUUUCUCCCUCCCUCUCCCCCCGAAUGCUGGCCUCUCGCGCCAGGGCCCACGCCCCGUCCUGUGCCCUGCCUUGUCUUUAGAGCCCUGACCUGCCCUUCCACUGCCUUGACCCUCCAUCGUGCCUCUCCUUUAGUUGUGGAGACUGUUCUGAUGGUGAGCACAUGGUUUGGUGGGUGGAGAUGCCCGUGUGAUGGGACAAACAAUGUGAGGCAAGUCGGAGUCCGCAGGGGAAGGCUGUGAGGGGCAGUGGGCGCCUGUGGAGCCGUCUGCGUGAGAGGAAGGAAGGGCUGAGAGGUGGGCUCCUGUGGUUCCUGAUGACCCUGGCUUUUAGCAAAGCCUGCCUUUUCUUUUCCACUUCCCUUCCAGGCGUCUCCCUGGGAAUCGCUGACAGUGGGAGAGUGGCCCCUGGUGGGAGGGCGGCCCCUCAGGAUGCUGAGGUUUCCUUGCCUUUGCCAGCUCCCUCUCUGGUUCCCUCUGGAGUGGCCUUCAUGCUGAAAAGAUUCUGUCCUGUCUCCCUUUGGAGGGGAGGCGUUUUGGGGUGCAACAGAGGCUGGGCAGGAAUAUGGAGGCCACGUGACUUUUGAGUUCAAGGGGAUGGGAGGUUGCAGCAAAAGGAAUUCCAGUUUAGGUGGAGACGUGCUUCUAGAGAAGAAUUGUUGGGGUGUGGAUGCGUGUCAGAGGUGAGGCAGCCGUAGCUCAGGUUCUCAGAGUGAGGAGGGAGCCGGGAGGUGUUCGAGUCCAUCCCCCGCCCAUUUCACAAGGGAAUGGCCUCCUGGCGGGAGCUGGUACAGGCCCCCGGGAGGGUGGGAGGGUGGCUUUUGACAAAAUGGCAUUCCCUUUAUACCGCUCUUGCGACUCCCAACCACUGACAGCCCCGAAGGAGGAAGAACCCAGGGCUGGGUUCAUGCAGGAACAAGGGCAGGAGUGCAGGGACUGCCUCUGCCAGCCACUUGCCCAUGAGAGCCACACCGAGGUUCGAAGUCAGCCGGGCCGGACGUUUGGGCGUCUUGGGCCACAGUGGCUUCCAUCCCCAGUCAUCACACACAAAUGGGCAAGGUCUUUCUGCCCAGUCCCCCACACCCAGCCCUUCCCCGCCUUUGCCCACUGCUAACUAGACUGUCCAUAUGGCACAGAAGCUCAGGCUGCACUUGCGCCAACUCUGCCCGCUGAGGUAGGUGGGCCAGGUCUGCGCUGGGCUGCGUUGCCCUGAGGCACCUUCUCUGUGCCCUGCCAGCCAUUCUCUGCCUCCCGAGGGAAAGGUGUAGCUGGAAGAGUCAGCUCUUUGGGAGAGGAGACUGAGCUGGGGCGGGGGGUGAGGAUGGCAGAGGGGGCCGUGGCUACUGCUAACCCUGCGUGCCUGGGGCUGACCCUCCCUGGAGCGGCAGAAGCAGCUGUCGCCCUGCUGGGGGCUGGGAGCAGGGCUCUCUGCCAGACCCUCUCCUGGCCCCUGGAGGUUCUGGGCUGUAGUUUGAGGGAGCAGAGAGCUACCCCUCCCCCUGCCUUUGUCUGGUGUGGGUUGGAGAGGGGCCUUCCUCUCUCUAGAAAGCCCUCUGAGAGGCAUCCAGUUCCCUGGGGCUUAGGAUGGAAGCUGUUCGGGAGGACUGCCCAAGGUGGGAGUCCCACCCACCAUCCUGUAUGUCUGUCCUCUGAGGCCUGGAGCGGCUCAGAUUGCCCCAUCCUCACCCAGCCCAGCUGCGUGUCAGCUGCUCCCUGUCCGCUGAGUGUCCAAGGGCAACUCAGAAGUUCUCUGGUCUGCUUAACAGCCAUCUCACCAGCCUCUCCCAGCCAUCACUUCUAAGCAGGGCCAUCCGCUGGUGAUGGCCGUCACUUCCCACUGCCCAGGUCUCUAACCCAGGGCCAGAGCCUGUUUUCUAGUGAGAAAGGUUUCAUUUUGGUGUAGGGCUUUCUCCUCAGCAGGUCCCUUUGCUCCCUGGCUCCCAGCACCCUGCCAGCAGCACGUCCCCAUCCUCCCUCCUUCCUCAUCCGCUGUUGGCCUCCUGGCCAGUGCGCCGAAAAGUGAGGGUGGUGUGGACCUUCAGGCCAUGGAGCGAAGUCGGGUUUUCAUCUGCAUGAUGCAGAAAUUGGAACCUGGGGACUCUCUAAACAGCAGCCACGGACUCACUCACUCGUUAAACGGAAGAGGAAUCACAGAAGCUGGGGAAAGGAAAACAAACCUUCAAAGGAGAAAUUUCGCUUUAAUGACACCAUUAAUCAUUCGUUUUUUAAUUAGGAAAAGCUCCCUAAUGAGGCGUAAUCUGACUCUCAAUUUCCAUGAGAACUACUCUUGCCCGGGGGAUUAGGAGAGUCGUUGCUCGCCAUGCCCAGCCUUUCCCCAGCGUCCAAUUUCAUCUGCAAAUAAUGCAGGUUCCCCAGGUGCCCGAAGCCCUUUCCUGGCACCGGUGGGUCGCGUUGCUCCCAGGGCUGGCUGGAAAGCACGGAUACUCCUCUGCCUUAAAAACAGUGCCCAACGCUGAACUCUGCCCUCCCACCCCCCAAGGAAGUGAGUAAGUGGAAAACAAAAAAACCAAGCAGCAAUGCUUGUUUCUAAAUAUUUUUGUAUUGUGUACAUUCUGUAUAUUUUUGUUGUAACAUAUUAUUUGACCACAGAUUCCAUUAAAGAUUUUUUUUUUAAGCCA
This is a messenger RNA of Myotis myotis, 4951 nucleotides long. RefSeq names its product rhomboid like 3 (gene RHBDL3). The record is from RefSeq and is a predicted model, not a curated record. Lineage: Eukaryota; Metazoa; Chordata; Mammalia; Chiroptera; Vespertilionidae. The transcript is spliced from 9 exons. Gene Ontology annotation, cellular component: membrane. Bases 303 to 1517 code for a protein of 404 amino acids. Gene Ontology annotation, molecular function: serine-type endopeptidase activity; calcium ion binding.